AUGCGUGUGGUGUUCCCCCGAAACUGCUGUGCCCUGAGUUUAAUUCUGGUGGUGCUCAUCCCCGUGACCGGAGCCUGGCGCUCUUUCAAGGUCAUCCUCACGAACAUUGAUUUUGAGAGCGACGACAAGAUCUUGGAAGUUAAGGUGGACCUGCAGAAUGAGUUGGGCGACUCCAAGGUAAGCGUAGACAUCAAGACUCUCGAGGACUUAGACGACGUCCAGCUGGCGGUCGAUGUUGGACUGGAAACGGACAAGGGGAACUACUCCACUCUAAUCAACCGCACCCUCAACUUCUGCAAGCUGAUGAAGCAGCGCAACUCGGAUCCGCUGCUGCGCGGGAUCUACGAAGACUUGCUCAAGCACGGAAGCUUCUUCAAGGAGUGCCCCAUCCGGAGUGGCACCUACAGUUUGACCAACUACAAGGUAGACGAGGAGAUGCUGCCCAGCUUUCUGCCGGAGGCCAAGUUCCGGUUCGGCUUGCAGAUUUCUAAGCCCAAAGGCGGAACGAUCGUUCGGACCACCAUCUACGGACGCAUCGACAAGUCCAAGGGAUUCGACAACCUCAAGCGGUUCAGUCUGGGUUGA
Molecule: messenger RNA, 585 nt
Organism: Drosophila rhopaloa
Lineage: Eukaryota; Metazoa; Arthropoda; Insecta; Diptera; Drosophilidae
Exons: 2
Coding region: 1-585 (194 amino acids)
Source: RefSeq, a predicted model, not a curated record